UUAGCAGGUGACAGAUGCACUGCUGAUUACUCAUUAUGUCAAAUGAUCUACACCUGAAGCUCAGCAGAUUUUACUCUUGGAUUGUGAGCACAAAGGGAUCAGCAAAACUGAACUGUGCCACAUGAACACCACUUUAAUUCAAGAAAAGGAGAGCCAACUGGCAAGGGUUAAGCAGAGAUAAUAGACUCGGGAGUGUGCUUUUGUGCCUGCUCCACCCUGAUAAGUGAACGAGUUCCCACCCCCACAAAUGAGCUACCUGUGGACGUCUCAGGGGGACUGGACUGAAUGAAACCAGGAAGGAAACAAAUAACAAGGGAGGUGAGAAGCCAAGCACAGGACAGAGAAGAGCUGAGCUCAACUGCAGAUCAACUGACAGACCGCUGAGGGGGGAAACUGUGCUGAAACCAACGCUACCGACCCCACUGGACAGGUUCCCCCACUCAUAGCUCCUCCCACGUGCAUACAUACUACACAUUCUACACGGAGGGCAGGAGGAAGGGUGGUGGUUUUGAGCGUGUUUAGAGCUCUGAGGUGGGGGAAAGAAAGACGAGCAGUAAGGAGAGAAAGGAGAGGACCUGAAACAGGCCGCAGACAGGACUCAGAAGAUGGCUGAGGAGCAGCCCUACUACGGCAAGCACGGCGAACCCAGGAAGUAUGACCCCACCUUCAAAGGGCCAAUCUACAACAGGGGCUGCACUGACAUUGUCUGCUGCAUCCUCUUUGUUGUUGCCAUCCUGGGCUACUUUGCCGUGGGCAUCCUGGCCUGGUCCCAGGGUGAUCCCCGCAAGGUGAUCUACCCUACAGACAGCCGAGGUCAAUUCUGUGGACAGGCUGGCACACCACUGGAGAAGAAGACCAAGCUGUUCUACUUUAACAUCAUGAAGUGUGCCAACCCCAUGGUGUUGUUGGAGUUCCAGUGCCCCACCACUCAGUUGUGUGUAGAGCAAUGUCCAAAAAGCUUCAUGACCUUGGUGAAAGCACGCGCCAUAAGCAAAGACUGGGAGUACUACAAAAAAUUCUGCAAGGAAGGUUUAACUUCCUCAUUGACUGUAACACAGAUUCUAAAGGAGGGCCUGUGUCCUGCAAUGCUUCUGCCAAGCAAAUCCUUCACACGCAGGUGCUUCCCUGCUCUCAGCAGGAAGGGCCAGGAUGUGCUUGUGGGAAACCAGAGCCAGUUUGACGAUGGUAGUGGUUUUAGACCUGCCAAAGACCUGAUCGAUGGAGUGAAAAAUGCCUCUGUGGUUAUUGAAGCGCGACAGGUGGCCAUGAAGAUCUUUGAAGACUACACACAGUCAUGGUACUGGAUCCUAAUAGCGCUAGUGCUGGCCAUGGCCCUCAGUCUCAUCUUCAUCGUCCUAAUGCGGUUCUUAGCUGGCGUCAUGGUCUGGGUCAUGAUCGUCAUGGUGAUUUUGGUGCUUGGAUAUGGGAUCUUCCACUGCUACAUGGAGUACGCCGACCUGAAGGGUGAGCCUGGAGCUGACAUCACCCUGCAGGAUCUGGGCCUCCAACUGGACUUCUCUGUGUACCUGCAGAUCCGACAGACAUGGCUGGCUUUCAUGAUCAUCUUGGCCAUUCUGGAGGUCAUCAUCAUCCUCCUCCUCAUCUUCCUCCGAAAGCGGAUCCUCAUCGCCAUCGCUCUCAUCAAGGAAGCCAGCAAGGCCAUCGGUCACAUCAUGUCCUCCCUGUUCUACCCCCUCGUCACCUUUGUGCUGCUGGCCGUUGUCAUCGCCUACUGGGCGGUAACCGCUGUGUUCCUCUCCACUUCCAACGAACCCAUUUAUAAAGUCUUCAAUGAGACAGAUUGUGAGUACGGAAGACAGACAUGUAACCCUGAGAACUUCAGCACAUCCGACAUGAAAGCCAAGUGCCCUGACUCUGAGUGCCUGUUUGCAUUCUACGGAGGGGAAACCGUUUACCACAAGUAUCUCAUCGGCCUGCAGUUCUAUAACGUCUUCCUGUUCUUCUGGUGUGCCAACUUUGUGACGGCGCUGGGGCAGAUGACUCUGGCAGGGGCGUUUGCCUCCUACUACUGGGCCUUUGUCAAGCCAGACGACAUGCCCACCUGUCCGGUCUUCUCCUCCUUCGGCAGGGCUCUCAGAUAUCACACAGGUUCUUUGGCCUUUGGCUCUCUGAUCCUCUCUAUAAUCCAGGUGAUCAGAGUGCUGCUGGAGUAUGUGGAUCACAAGCUCAAAGGAGCCCAAAACAAGUGUACGAAGUUCCUGUUGUGCUGUCUCAAGUGUUGCUUCUGGUGCCUUGAGAAAUUCAUCAAAUUCCUCAACAGGAAUGCUUAUAUCAUGGUAGCCCUAUAUGGCAAAAACUUUUGCACUUCGGCCAAAGAUGCUUUCUUCCUUCUGAUGAGAAAUAUCGUAAGGGUCACGGUUUUGGAUAAAGUGACUGAUUUCCUGUUGUUCUUGGGAAAACUUCUCAUUGUAGGACUAGUAGGAGUCUUUGCCUUCUUUUUCUUCUCUGGAAGAGUGAAGGCUUUUGAAGACACAGCGCCCACCCUCAACUACUACUGGGUUCCCAUCCUGACGGCUGUUGUUGGGUCUUACCUCAUAGCCCAUGGCUUCUUCAGUGUCUAUUCCAUGUGUGUCGACACGCUCUUCCUCUGCUUCUUGGAGGAUUUGGAGAGGAAUGAUGGCAGUGCAGAGAGACCCUACCUGAUGCCUGACAAUCUGCUCAAAAUCCUAAAGAAAAAGAACAAGACUGAAACAACAGAGUAGAGCUCCCCCUAGUGACCUGGAAGAGGAGGAUAACUGGAGCAGGCCUGCUGUACAUCUCAGUUAAGCUGGUCUUUCCAUAACUGCCAUAUAAACUGUAUAUAGUGAGUAUAAGACUAUUCUUGACCUCAACACUCAAAGCAAACUGAUCAGGACCAGAAGCUAGCCUACAUCAAAAGGCUUUUUUUUUUUAAUCAGAAGAAAGAACAUGUACUUCCUAUUCUAUACAUUUCUAUGCAAGUCGAGGAUGACUGGACACUUUUCUGCACGUUUUAGAUGACAUAAUAAAUUCCAUGAAACUAUCCAUUUUGUAACUGGGUUAUGACAUCACACCAAAGCAUAUUUAUUAAAAAAAAAUGUUAUCAGUGAUUUUUGUGUCUUUGGCAAAGUAACUGAAGUAUGUUACACAACAGAGCCUUAAAGUGAGCUGUUUAGAAAACUGAUGUGAUUUUAUUAUUUUGGCACUUUUUUUACUAAGCAUAAAUAUUGGCUCAAGUUGAAAAUCAGUGACCAUAUUUGUAUAAAUAGAGUAAUGCUAUGUGAUUUGCUGCUUUGUUAUUACAUAUGUGAAGCCAAUCUCAAAUGUGCCUUAUCCCAACUAAAGAGCUAAGAACACAAGUUCAAAUAUAUUUCCAAAUAUGUGUACAGUGUUUUUUUGUCCCCCCCCCCCCCCCGUUGUUUUCUUUGCUUUUACAAUCUACCAAAAGACAACACAAUUUUAAUAGACAGAUAAGAUAAGCCUUCAUUUGGAGUUGAUGCUUAGAAGGUUCAUAUGUAAAGUACAGAGAAUGUCCUUCAGUAUAAAUACUUUAUAUGUUUUAGUUUUUGUUUCUGCAUGGAGGUUUAAUUUUUAUCAUUUUAUAUUUAUGGUUUAUAGUUUGAAAGCGAAAUAAAGAUGGAAUUAUUUGUACUGUCA
Molecule: messenger RNA, 3636 nt
Organism: Clupea harengus (Atlantic herring)
Lineage: Eukaryota; Metazoa; Chordata; Actinopteri; Clupeiformes; Clupeidae
Product: choline transporter-like protein 2
Biological process (GO): transmembrane transport
Cellular component (GO): membrane
Molecular function (GO): transmembrane transporter activity
Source: RefSeq, a predicted model, not a curated record